AUGGAGAGCCCAAGACCGACCUGGACCGCCGCGGCCAGCUCGUGGCGCGACUCGCCUCCAUCCUCUACCUCGAAACUGAAUCAGGGCAGCAAGCGGGAGAAUGAAGGGAACAAGAGCACUCACGGCGCCGAACCAGAUAAGGGCGGCGAAGGAGAACGCGAGCGGCGCCAACGCCUGAAGGCUCUUCUCCUCCACAUCACCGACGACGAGGGCGAAGAGUUACACGGACCGAAGGGCGUGGCGUUCUCGACCGACGCCAAGCGUCUCCUCCAGACUUUCUUCCUCGAGGCGGCGGGCAUUUUGACAGAGCAGGCGGAGGGGCUGGCCCUGGAGGCCUGGCAAUCGCGCCACCCCGAGCGCACCCGGUCCCACCGCGACCACCACCAGCAGCAGCCCAGGCCCGCGGCCGCCGACUCGUCCGCCGACGUCGGCCACAACGCAUCGUCCGAUCAUCCGGUCGACACAGCGAGCGACGACAACGAGGAGCAGACGUCGGGCCUGUCGUCAGCGUCGUCGUCGUCGUCGGUGGCGGUGAUGUCGUCGACAUCGCCCCUGUCGACAUCGCCGCCGGACGACUCGUCGCCCCCGAUCUGCUCGUCCCUCUCGUCGUGCUCCUCCUUCGCCUCCUGCGACACUCUGCCGCCGCCUUCGUCGCUCUCGCUCUCUUCGUCAUUCGUGCCCGUUUCGUCUACGCCUACGACGGCGUCGGCACAUAGCCAGUCGCAUGCCAUGCAUUCCUCUGCGCCGAUCGACACCCGGCGGACACGAGCGGCCCCGGCCGCGAUUGGCCUCGAUCAACCCUCCGUUUCCUGGCACCACGUGGUGAAGGCUGUGGAGCUCCUGCUGCAGCUGCCCCUCGACGGCGGCGGCAGCGGCGAGGCGUCGGACGAGGGGCCAGGCCGGGCCUCUACGCACGGCGCCGACAUCGAUGGCGACAUCAGCGCAGCCGCGGACGCGACGCUCAGCGCAGCCCACAGACGACGCGAGAAGGCGCGCAGCCUCAGCGCCCUCGGCCGCAAUAAUAUGGAGGACCCGCUGCUGCGCCACUACUCCUUCUUCCGCCUCAUCGACCAGAACGUGCCGGUGUUCCUGCGGUUGUUGGAGGGCGAACAACAGCGGUGGGACUUUGUAUCGAAGCAGCACGGGGUGGUCAUCCACCGGCGAACCAUCGCGCCCGCCCCGCGCGGACGCAACAUCCACUGCUUCCGAGGGGUGGGCGUGAUCAGGGCGCCCCCGUCCGUUGUCAAGGAGUACCUGUUCGAGCAAAAGGAGUGGGCGCUCUGGGACUGCUACGCGAAGGAUUGCCGGGAGGUGGAGCGACUCGACAGCUGCACCAAAAUCAUGCAAUUCCGGUAUGAGACGGAGCGGUGCUUCGUGCAGCACCGGCGCGACUUUUGCGCGCUUCUCCACCUCGUGCGGCGCCCCCGCGGCGCCAUCCUCCUCAGUGUGGAGCAUCCAAUGUGUCCGCCACUCGAGGGCUGGACGCGCGGCGUCGCCCUCCACUCGGGCGCCCUCAUCGAGCCCAAGAAGGAUGGAGAGGGCAAUCUGGUGUCGAAGGUGACGAUCAUCACCCAGAUCGAUCUGGUGGGCCUUCCCGCGGCGAUCGUCAACAUGGUGCAGGUCCAGCGACCCCUCCUCGUCGCCCAAAUCCAGCAACGCCUUGAUGAUGCCGCCAACCAAUCGUAA
This is a messenger RNA of Acanthamoeba castellanii str. Neff, 1686 nucleotides long. Its product is annotated as peptidase, S8/S53 subfamily protein. Gene Ontology annotation, molecular function: lipid binding. Bases 1 to 1686 code for a protein of 561 amino acids. The record is from RefSeq and is a predicted model, not a curated record. The transcript is spliced from 12 exons. NCBI's taxonomy places the organism in Eukaryota, Discosea, Longamoebia, Acanthamoebidae.